Menidia menidia (Atlantic silverside) is the source of this 945-nucleotide messenger RNA. The record is from the annotation of a GenBank genome assembly. NCBI's taxonomy places the organism in Eukaryota, Metazoa, Chordata, Actinopteri, Atheriniformes, Atherinopsidae.
AUGUCAGGAAAGAAUACAAAAUCGCGUAAUACGAUCCAGACGCAGCUGAGGCCUGGUUUACAGACCGCAGCCCCGCCUUCAGGUGAGCCGCCAGGUUCCACCGAAGCGCAGGCUAUCCCUGACGCCGCUGCCCUUAAAGUGGAGCUAAUGACAUCGCUGAAAGAAGACAUCGCCGAGAUAAUAAAAAAGCAGUUGCAGGAGACGCUCGGGGAUUCUUUGUCGACUAUCCAGCUUGAUCUACAAACCGUGAAAACACAGCUCGCGAAUAAUAAAGCAGCUACUGAUGCUACAUUAGCCGAGCUCAAGUGCACCGUGGGAACAUCUGAAUGUUCCGAUGACAUUGCUGUGAUGAAAGCAACAAUCAGUAGCCUGACUGCUAACGUUGCCAAGCUCGAAAAUAAAUGCGAGGAUUUAGAAUCCAGAUCACGGCGUAACAACAUUAGGAUAGUGGGGGUUCCCGAGGGCCCCGGUACGUGUGACACCGCUGCUGUAUCUGCCUUGCUGAAGGAAGCGUUCGCUUUGGAAAAGGAGCCGCUUCUGGAUCGGUCACAUCGCACCCUUCAACCAAAGCCUCAGCCAAAUGAACGACCACGAGCCAUUGUGUGUAAAUUUCAUUACUACAGCGACUGUGUUGACAUUUUACGCCGUGCAAGAGAGCUCCGUCAGAUUACACUCAAAGGUAUGACGCUCUCCGUGUUCCCGGAUUACACUGCCAAGGUGGCCCGGGCCCGGGCUGCCUUCAAUGAGAUAACAGUGACCUCAUUCCAGAGUCGUCUCACCACCGUUGAGCUAACUGUGGCCGAGUCCACCAUCAAAACACUCCAGAGCCAAACCCAGUCACUGUUGGAUCGGUGCGACGACUUUGAGAACCGCUCACGGAGAUCCAAUCUCCUGAAUAUUCCAGAGCGCAGUCAAGACGGCAAAGAUCCCCUAAAGUUCAUGUAG